AUGGCUGCUCCACAGGGCGUCUGGAACGAACACACCGAGAAAGCGCUCCUCAUCGCCAUGAUGGAGUGUGAAGAGACUACUCUCAGUGCAAAGUAUGAUGCAGCUGCGGCCAGACUUGGUCAAGGUUUCAAUGCCAAUCAGAUUCGUUACAACCCCGUUGGUCUUCUUUCCCAAUUCACCAAAUUCACCAAAUUCACCAUGAGUCCCUGGAAUGAUGCCACAGAGCGCAAGCUGCUCUUGUGCAUAAUCGAUACCGACAAGACACCCAACUGGACUGUCGUCGCUGGGUUGAUGGGUGAUGGCAUCAGUGGUGACGCAUGCCGGUGA
This is a messenger RNA of Exophiala bonariae, 327 nucleotides long. RefSeq lists its product as uncharacterized. The coding region runs from base 1 to 327 and encodes 108 amino acids. The record is from RefSeq and is a predicted model, not a curated record. NCBI's taxonomy places the organism in Eukaryota, Fungi, Ascomycota, Eurotiomycetes, Chaetothyriales, Herpotrichiellaceae. The transcript is spliced from 2 exons.